Nylanderia fulva is the source of this 1114-nucleotide messenger RNA. It is a transcript of the gene Nubp1, whose product is annotated as NUBP iron-sulfur cluster assembly factor 1. Gene Ontology annotation, biological process: iron-sulfur cluster assembly. Gene Ontology annotation, cellular component: cytosol. NCBI's taxonomy places the organism in Eukaryota, Metazoa, Arthropoda, Insecta, Hymenoptera, Formicidae. The record is from RefSeq and is a predicted model, not a curated record. Gene Ontology annotation, molecular function: 4 iron, 4 sulfur cluster binding; ATP-dependent FeS chaperone activity; ATP binding.
AUAUAUGUUAUCUAUUAUCUAUGACCUAUGAUAAUAGUAGUUAUGAAGAAUCAACAUGGCAGAUGUACCUAGCGAAGCUCCCGAACAUUGUCCUGGAACUCAAAGUGAUAAUGCUGGCAAAGCUUCAGCUUGCGCAGGAUGCCCAAAUCAAUCAUUGUGCUCAUCUGGAGCCACUAAGCAACCAGAUCCUGGCGUAGAACUUGUCAAAGAAAGAUUGUCCUCAGUACGGAAUAAGCUAUUAGUGCUUUCAGGCAAAGGAGGAGUUGGCAAAAGUACUGUGACAUCAUUGAUAUCCAGAUGCCUUGCGGCAAAUAAUUCCGAAAGAAAUAUUGGAGUAUUGGAUAUUGACAUUUGUGGACCAUCGCAACCAAGAGUACUUGGAGCACUUGGUGAACAAGUUCAUCAGAGUGGAUCAGGAUGGUCACCUGUAUAUAUCGAGGAUAAUUUGUCAUUGAUGUCAAUUGGAUUUUUGCUAAGCAGUCCCAGUGAUGCAGUUAUAUGGAGAGGACCAAAGAAAAAUGGUAUGAUCAGACAAUUUCUGUCGGAAGUUGACUGGGGUACUUUGGAUUAUCUUAUACUGGAUACACCACCUGGUACAUCAGACGAGCACUUAUCAGCCACAUCUUAUCUCAAAGGAACCGGCAUUACAGGUGCCGUAAUCAUUACAACACCGCCGCAAGUUGCACUUUUAGAUGUCAGAAAGGAAAUCGAUUUCUGUAGAAAAGUAAACAUUCCAAUCUUGGGUGUAGUUGAGAACAUGAGUAUCUUUGUAUGUCCUAAAUGCAAGAGUACUGCAGAAAUAUUCCCAGCUUCGACAGGUGGUGCACAAACAAUGUCAAAGGAACUGAAUGUAGAGUUCUUAGGCUCGAUACCUCUGGAUCCAUUGCUAGCCAGAUGUUGUGAUGAGGGUAAAAAUUUUGUAACAGAAAUGCCGGAUUCACCAACUGUUAGUGCUUUAAAUAAAAUUUGCAAACGUAUUGUUCAAAAAUGUGAAGAAGAAAAAGAGAACUGUCCUAAUAAUUCCAUGCAAAAUAUGUAAAUACAUUUUUUGUAUAAAAAUUUAUAUACAAAUGUACUGUUUGUUGCUGAUUAAAAUCUACGAUAAAAAUCUAAA